UUUUCGGUUCGUCUUCGUUCAGGAGAUGACGAUCUUCUUUGAAGGACAAUAAAGUUCGGGCUCGUCUUUCUCGUUCUGACAAAACAAAAAGUUUACUUUCGUGCAACUGAUCAGCUGCUAUUUCAGCAGCACAGUUUAGACAUUUUCCGCUGCUGCUGAGCGAUCUAAUAUCUAUUUCGCCACACGACAGCAGCCGUAAUUUCUGUUGCAGCGUUCGACCCUUUUCCUUUUGUCCAGUUCCCACCACAUGACUAAUUUGCCCAUGAAAUAAAAAAAAUUCUACGUACCCUCAUCUUCCACCAUAGGAGUUCUGCCCCAGAAGAAGCGCCCCCUUAAGGGGCAGAGCUAGUAAGAACGUUUUUUUUUUGUUUACAUACUGGUUCUUCUUGCUGCUCACGCACUUGCGCUACUUUGCAACACAAUUUUUCCCCAUCUAAGUACCAACCAUACUUGAUAUAAAAACGCCUAUCCAGCACGACCAUGUCGUCCUCUUCCACCCCUUCGGCGGACAAGUCGUCCCUGAAGGAACUGUGCCGGAAACGCAUUCUCGACGGGAUGCUGCGACUAUCAAAUGUAAAAAUGUCUGGGCCUGGAAGAAUGCAACUUGUGAUGCUGCAUUUGGAUUCCAAAAAAAUUUGCAUUGCAUGAGUCCCUAACGAAAGGCAAUUCUUGCUACGCUGAGAAGGCAUUUGUCAUGCGGAAAACGCAUCAAGAAGCCCUCAAAAAAUCUGUAUUGCUAGGGGAUGCAUCACAGACAUCAUGGCUCACGCAAAACGUGCAUGACAGGUCUCAGAAUCUUCCAGACCCAGACAUUUUUACAGUUGGUAGCGACAGGUGAACGGCAACAACCCGCUACUCUUCGUCGUCCUCGUGUGCGACGCGCAGACACUCCACCUGGUGUCCGCCUGUCUCAACUCGGCGGACCUGGUCGCGAACCGGGUCGCAGUCGUGGACAAGUUGGACAAAAACCGCGAGCCGCUGAUGAACAUGGACGCGAUAUAUUUUCUCUCUCCCACCGCGAAAAACUUCACGAACUUGAUGGUGGACUUCCCGGAUCUGACCAAGUAUAAACCAAAAUACCGGAAACAGCACGUGUUUCUCAAUUCUACCUGCCCGGAUGACGUUAUGGGGCUCCUGACGGCGAGAAAGGACGUCGUGAAGCGGUUGUCCACGUUUGUGGAAUUAAACCUAGAUUUCGUCGCGCGGGACGACCGAAUUUUUCACUUCUCGGUGCACACGCCAACCUUGCUGAAGUACUUCCCCACCAGGGAUGACGAGGUCAUGCGCCAGGAUGUCCGGAAAUUGGUACUGAUUUUUAAGUUUCAGUUUGAUUGAGAUAAUGUGUUUUUAUAUGGGACCACGAAGAUUGAUAGCUAGAUGUCUCAGAGCUACGUACAUCAGUUUGAUCUAUCAUGAUGGUGCCAUUUUUCCUUGACACAGUCCCACGGAGAAGUAAGUGCUCACUACCAGUAAUCCUAGUAGAUAUAAUACCAAAACCACCAAUUUCAAUGUGUCACAGCUUUCCCUCUUUGCCUCUUUGCAAGACAAGCCGAAGAUCCGGUUUUUGAAGAAUUCCAUCGACUCGUGGUAUGGGAGUGUCAGGAUUGAAAUCGACAAAGUUGAAAUGAUUUGUAAUGCAUAAAAUCGAUACUAGUUAGAAGCCCAAUUUUCAAGCGAUGCAUGACAAGUUUCGGCGCCGUCCAAAUCCAGUCUGUCAUGCUGUUUCGGGACAGAAGACGUCCUUUGUCAUGCUACUUUAGCAGCUCUCUGUCUCUGUCUCUCGCAGUCCCCAAACAGGCGGACAGCCGGCCUCACUUGCCAUCCCUGCAAGAGAGGCAUUUGCAUGCCUUGCAAUUCCUGCAUGAGAAAGUAUUUCAACUUUGACGAUUUCAAGCCUGGCGCUUCCAUACCUGGUGCGGCAUGUUUGCCAUGCAGCUCGACAAGGAGUUGGAGGAGUACUGGGCCUAUCAAAUGCAAAUAUGUCUGGGUCUGGAAGAUUGCCGGGUUUGUCACGCAUAUUCUGCAUGACCCAUGACGCCUGUAAUGCAUGACCUAGCAUCACAGAUUUUUACAGGGCUUCCUGAUGCCCAAACCGCAUGAAAAAUGCCCUUUCCGCGUAGCAAAAACUGAGCCUCUAUCGCUGUUCAUGCAAUGCAGGUUUUAUGCACAAUCGAACGUCAGCAUCACAAGUUGGAUCCUUCCAGACCCAGACAUAUUUGCAAUUGAUAGGACCAACGCGUCCAAACCGCCAAACAGCAUGAUUAUGCAACGAAAAAAGUGUUUACAGUUAUACAUUGUGUUGCAGGACCGACAAGACAGACAACCUUUGUCAUGCAGGAAAUGCUUUGGAGCCUCGUUUCCUUCGUGUUUUCCUUUACGAUCUUUGCAUUGCAAGUUUUCUCUGUCACAAAAAUGCAGGGCAACUUUGUGAUGCUGAAAUUACAACAACUGUGUAACUGUAACAUUUUUUGUUUCCUGUGAUAAUGACCUGCACGUGUUUGAUCGUCGACCGGGGGUUAGACGCGGUGACCCCCUUUCUCCACGACUUCGGCUACGAGGCACUGUGCAUGGACUUGCUCGCGGGGUACGACGAUGACAGCAAGGAGAUUAACCUUCGAAACGACACAUUCACCUAUGAUACGGUGACCGCGGAGGGGGAAAAGCUGCACAAGUCGAUCGUGUUGAACGACGACUUGUGGAAGGGGCUCCGGCACAAAUCCAUGCUGCAAGCGAAAGACAUCGUCAUGCUGCAAAUGAUGGAGCUGAAGGAAAACAACGAAAUCGCAAAGUUCAUGCAGAACGAGGAAGACGGUAUUGAAACUCAAAGUGAAAUUCGGAUUUCCCUGUUUAAACUUGUCUCUUUCUAUAUUGAUUGACUUCUCAUGCAGAAACUGGCACUGGCAACAAUGAUGUUGUUUGCCAUGCAAUGGGCAUGGCAAAAAAAAAUCUCUAAUACAAUCAACCAUCAGGUAUCGAAACCGAAGCGACCGCACGCAUCCUCCGUCAGCUCCCCGCGUACCAGGAGAAAGUGGGGAAAUACGGCUCGCAACUCACGCUGAUCACACGAACGAUGAAGAUCAUUCAGGAUUUGAACCUCAACAAGGUCGGCGGUUUGGAACAAGAUAUUGCUUGCGCCAUUCAAUCCUCGGGCGAGCCAGUGAACGUGCAAAAGUUGAUGACGGGGUUGGCACAGACACUAAUGGACCCGUCUCUGCCGCAAACGCUGAAGCUCCGGGUGCUGUUGGUUUAUGUUCUGAAUAUGAAGGGCGUUUCUCCGGCGCACCGGGAAAAAAUGCUCAACACCGGCGGGUUUGACUCGGAACACAGAAGGGCGUUCCAGAAAAUUCUUGGACUGGGGUUGGUUGACGGUAUAGAUGAAUUCUGACUUGUUGUUCCGAUUGUUCGCGUCAACCAUGAUUUUUUUUCGUUCAAACAGAAGUAGUAGCAGUAGGGAUGAGGUGCAGUCAAUUUCUUUGCGAAGAGGAGGUCAUCUAGGUCUUUCGUUUCCCGCUACUUACCUGGAGCGAAACAAGUAGUGAAAAUUUCAUUUAUCGCCCGAAGAUACCCCCCCAAAAAAAACCAGAUCUCGAGGAUCCGAAGAAGACCGCAAUCCACCAGACGCGAACGCCGACGGAGGAGCAGCUUUGCUAUCCAAUGCAAAUAUGUCUGGGUCUGGAUGAGUGUGAUGCUGUUUCUGCAUGACACAGAAGGUCUGGCAUGCAAGUCCUCGCAGCACAGGUUUUGAGCAUGGUAGGCGAUGCCUAAUAAUCCGCGUGACAAGUUCCCUCUUUGGGUGACAAGAAAUGAGCAACUUUUGCGGUCCAGGCAUGACAGAUUUUUUUCUCGUCUCAAAUGCGCAUCAUGAGUUUAUAUGUUUCCAGAGAGCCCAGACAUAUUUGCAAUGCAUAUUUGCUACUCCGAGAUGAUUCAGACGGACCGGAAAAACAAGAUGAAUCCGAUAAAAACCUUCAAGCACGAGCUGUUUCGGUUCCAGCCCCGGAUCCGCAUGCUCGCACAGCGGUUGUGCACGAACACACUGGAUCAGGAUCUGUUUCCGUACGUAAAGGGCGACCCGCUGUCGAAUCACCCCAAUAUCCAAUACGGCCGAAAACCGGGGAAGAGGCCACGGAUGGUGAUCUACUUCAUCGGUGGGAUGACCUACAGCGAGACCAGAACGGCAUACGACUUGUCGGCGAAAUACAACGUGGAUAUUUUCAUGGGCUCAGAAGGAUUGCUGAACCCAGAAAACAUCAUCGAGAACUCGUUUGUCGAAACGUAUGGGUGAAGGUCAUGUCGACGAAGAAGUAGAAAAAUGAGUCUCGUCGGAAAUAACCCGGUGCUCUAUUUACUCUUACUCUAUUUGGACAAAAAUCAAAACUCUACUACUAGACCCUGUAGUACUUCUGUAAUCUGUAUUUUUACACGCCAAUACAGCUGCAGGGUAUACUAGUCGAGUAGAAGCAACUUCUGUCAAACUCUUAAACUUAAACUCUACUGCAAAAAUCAGCAACGCCGUACUGGUUGUAUCAAGCCCUCGACACAACCAGACGAGCGCUAUGUAUCAACAAAGACACGUCCUCUUGUAGGAUCUGUCGAAGAGCUGGCUCUUGAAUGUACUUUUUUUGAAUCUUAAUAUCCCCACUUUUCACAACGCUUUUGUUUUCUGCCAAGCACGUCUUCUCUUCGGACCGUAUGUACUGCCACAAAAUUUGAGAACGCCACUCCCUCGGGGCCGGCUGCACGGAAGGGGGGAGGGUUUUUUGCUCUUUCGUGAGCACAGCGCUUAGAAGCAGGAGGUGGUUAAGCGUCGUGCUACCCAGCCGUGCAAGUCGUGAGCCAAUAAUUUUUCCAAUCGGAAGAUUUUUUUGUGGAAUGAUAUGAAAUUAGAUUCCGAACAAGUUCGAAUGUACCUACAUCUCGUUCGAAGCUGCAAAGAAACGUGUAUUUUGACGAAAAAGAAUCCCGGAAAAAUGAAUGUCAUCAAAUACAAACUCAGCCAU
Molecule: messenger RNA, 5000 nt
Organism: Amoebophrya sp. A120
Lineage: Eukaryota; Dinophyceae; Syndiniales; Amoebophryaceae
Source: the annotation of a GenBank genome assembly